This is a messenger RNA of Aspergillus homomorphus CBS 101889, 1914 nucleotides long. RefSeq names its product putative C6 transcription factor Prf. The coding region runs from base 1 to 1914 and encodes 637 amino acids. NCBI's taxonomy places the organism in Eukaryota, Fungi, Ascomycota, Eurotiomycetes, Eurotiales, Aspergillaceae. Gene Ontology annotation, molecular function: DNA binding; DNA-binding transcription factor activity, RNA polymerase II-specific; zinc ion binding. Gene Ontology annotation, cellular component: nucleus. The record is from RefSeq and is a predicted model, not a curated record. Gene Ontology annotation, biological process: DNA-templated transcription; regulation of DNA-templated transcription. The transcript is spliced from 5 exons.
AUGACAGAUUUGAACCGCCCCCCACAUCUCGCCGACAAUCACCCUUCGUCAUCACAGGACCUGCAGAUCAACAUUACCCAAGAGACCGGACACAGCGAUGCGGACAGCCACUAUGUGCCUCGUCCGAAGCGCAUCGCCUGCGUCCUCUGUCGGAGGCGAAAGCUGAGAUGCGACGGAAAGAGGCCGAGCUGCGGCACUUGCUCCCGACUCGGCCAUGAAUGCGUUUUCGACGAAGUGCGCAAGAAAAGCGGGCCCAAACGAGGUUAUGUGAAACAGUUGGAAGCGCGAUUGGCGCAGGUCGAGAACCUACUCAAGAAUCAGAAAACAAAUCCAACCCCAGACCAAGGGAGCAGUUUCACCGGGUCCGUCGCAAACCCCUCAACCGAUAUUCCCGAUAUUCUUGCCAUAAUCAAUGAAUCGAGCGCAUUCCAACAACGCCAUGAUCGUGUUCCGGACCCGUUCUCCGCUCAGGUGUUCCAGCACGCAGGCACGACCAACACACCGAACUACGGCAUGGAAAUGAUCAGUCUUGGUUUAGAGGAACCUCUUCCCAGUCAAGGAAUUAUUGAUGAGCUGAACGAAAUAUACUUCAAGAAAAUCCAUCCCGGCAUGCCUAUACUACAUCGUCCCAGACUACUGGCGGCCAUGAGCCUCGGACCUAGCACACGACCUCCCCUGUGCUUGCAGUAUAUAAUGUGGAGUCACGCGGCCUCCAUCAGCGAUAAAUACUCUAGCUUGCAUUCCGUCUUCUAUGAGCGAGCUCGCAAGUACGCAGAAGCGGACGAACUGAGAGGGCUGGGCGAGCAUGCAGUGUCCCUAGGUCACUGCCAGGCUUGGGUACUCAUCUGUUCCUACGAGUUCAAGAUGAUGUUCUUCCCUCGAGCUUGGUUGAGUUCCGGAAAAGCCGCAAGGCUCGCUAUCAUGAUGGGAUUGAAUCGGGUUGAUGGAGAAGGUAUCGACGUGAAGCAGACUCUGACAGCCGCCAAGGACUGGAGUGAGAAGGAAGAGCGACGGCGGGUUUUCUGGAUGGCCUAUUGUGCCGACCGGUUUGCCAGCAUCGGCACUGGAUGGCCCGUUGUGUUCGACGACAAAGAUGUCUUGACCAAAUUACCGGCUUCUGAAGAGUCCUUCAUCAAGAACCAGCCUGAAGAGACAAUUUCUCUCGAAGCUGCGUACUUGGGAGAGGGCAUGUCUACGUUGUCUGCUUUCGGGGGUGUGUCGUUCAUGGCCAGCAUAUUUGGCAAGAAUCUUGCUCACCUACAUCGGCCUAAUCCGCACGAAGACGACCACGACCUCAAUGGAGUAUACUGGCAGCGUCACAGGUCCCAUGACAAUAUACUGCUGCAUUUUUCUCUUACCAUGCCUUCCCAUCUGCGAUUGUCCGUUGGGACCACUGACCCCAACGUCAUCUUUUGCAGCAUGGCCAUCCACACAGCCACUAUCUGUCUGCACCAGGCGGCUAUCUACAAGGCGGAGAAGAACAAGAUGCCAGGGCCGAUUGCCACGGAAAGCAAGAGAAGAUGCAUUCUGGCCGCGGAGCAAAUCUCGAACAUUUUGAGACUGAGCAGCCACGUCGACCCGAGCAAGAUGAGUGUGCUCACACCAUUUUGUGUCUAUGUCGCUGCGCGUGUCUUUGUACAAUACUUGAAAUUCCGGCCGGACGAUUCGGCAGCCCGUUCAUCUCUACAGUUCGUCUUUUCGGCACUCCAUUUGCUGAAGACCAAGAACCCCCUUGCGGAAUCGUUCAUUUUCCAGCUAGAUCUCGAUACCGCAGGUACCGUAUGGUCAGACUUUAAUCAGUCGAAGAAGGCUUGCUUCAUGAGAGCAGGCCUGCAGCGAGAUGCGGUACGAGCCAUCCCUUCUGUAGAGAUCCGCAGAAAUACUAAUCAAUCACUCUCUCCAGGCCUUUGCUGA